This is a messenger RNA of Eufriesea mexicana, 6195 nucleotides long. RefSeq names its product regulator of G protein signaling double hit (gene Dhit). The record is from RefSeq and is a predicted model, not a curated record. The coding region runs from base 1729 to 2652 and encodes 307 amino acids. The transcript has 6 exons. Lineage: Eukaryota; Metazoa; Arthropoda; Insecta; Hymenoptera; Apidae.
UCGUUCGCACGCAGGAUCGCGAGCAUGAACCCCGGAGAGGCCGGGCUGCGUCGGCGUCGGCGUCGGCGUUUUACGGCGUGGCGGUGGCGCGGCGGCUAGGUUCGCGUCGCGGCGCCUCGCGUCAGCGUCGCUGGGACCGUCGACGACGGAGGCAACAGUGGUGGCCAACGCAUCGCCAGAGCUAGAGAGCACACACGAGGACGGCGACGUCGCGGCGAAACGGAACGCAGCAGCGGCCACAGCCAGCAGAGGCGGCGGUAGCGGCGCUCUAGCUGCUGGCCGCGCCAGCGCCCUGCACGCAGCACCUUCAAACAGCCACGAAACCUAUUUAUACUCCGUCAACGUAGCGGACUACGUAGCGAGAACAGCGCCGUGUUCGGCCGCCCACGCGAGCAACAGCCCGAACGAACCGCGCCGCGAGCUCCACGACCACGAACCUCGUCGAUCCGUCGAGAGAGACGAGCGGCAGCGAGCAACAGCCAGCUCUCGGCAGACACCAUCGCCAAAGUCCAGUCCCUCGUCUACGUGUUGCUGGUCGUUGCCGAGUAAUCGCCAUAAUCGUCGUCGCUGGAGCCGACUACUACCUAACGAGACACGCUCUCUCGUCCAUCCAUCCAUCCAUCCAAAGUCGAACGCGCGCGCGCGCACACACGCGCAUAUAUAUACACACACACAGACACACAGACACACACGAUUCUCUGGCGAUCGUUCGCUGGUUCGAGAGGAUCAGAGGGAGAGAGGAGAAGAGAGACAAGUGGAGAAGAUCGCCGGUCGUGUGACGGUGUCGAUGGACGGUCGUGGCGACGACGAAAUCCUCAUGGGACAGGAUCAACGACAGAGGAGUCUGGCUAGCGGCGCGACCACCGCAGCCCACCCAUAGGGGACGCCAUUGAGAGUCUAUCUUCCCUUGGCGUGUGAUCGACCGUCGCGCAUCCGCCUUCCCUUCUCGCGUCGUGUGUCGAGCCGAUCUGCGCGCUCCGCGGCUACCACCGCGCGGCGGUUGCUCUCCUGUCGCCGGAGCUGCUCCGCUCGCUGGAUGGGGUUGGGUGUCGUCGUGCUGUCGUCCGGUCGUUGGGUGUCGUUGAACGUGUCCCGCUGGUGAUCGCGCUGGUGAUCCCGCUGCCGGCGGUGACUGCCGGUGCGUGGAGAAGCUCGGCUGGAGCUUUCGCGGCUGGACGAGCCAGCGGGCGGGAAAUGGCCGUUGGUGUACUGUUAUAAUGCGCGAGGACGAUCCGCUGGCUGGACCGAGUCGCGCCGAUUCGUGCGAUCGUUGUUGCUCAAGCAUCGCGACCACCGCCACCGCUACCACCGUCAGCCUAGUCCCGAGGAGCAUCGUCGAGAGGAUCGGUGAGCAGACUACGUGGAGCACGGCGAGCAAGGGGCGGCUCGCGUAGCCGAGCAUCGGCGCGUGUGGUGCGUGGUGCGCGCGUAUGUGUCCGUCCUAGUGAGUGCAGAGUGCAAAGUUGCUGGCGAUCGUAGAGAAUAUCGGCGAGAAGAGAGCUGCGUGGCGCGCGUGCUGGGAGCAUGCAGGGUUCGGGCGAGGCCCGUAGAGGCCUUAGUCCCGCUGCCGGACCGGGAUAAGGGUAACGUGUACGCGACGCGUGCCGUGAGCAGCAGGAUAAACGUCGGAUUAAAGGGUGCUUGGUCGCGGCACGACCGUCAACGUCCUUAAGCUCAGAUCGCAGGAACGCGGGAAGCGAGCUGGACUCGCUUUCGGGCGCAUGGAACAUGAUAGAGAUGUCGAGCGGAAUCGGUGCAACUGCAAUGGGGAUCGGCGUUAGUCACGGGACAGGGGGCGGCGAGGGUGUCGCCGGUGGGUGCCGGCUCCGCGCAGGCCAGGCGAGUGGAUCGUCGGCGAACCCGCAGCAGUCCUCUCAGCAGCAGCAACAGCAGCAACAGCAGCCACCCUCGUCGCAGCAGCCGCAGCAGCAACAGCAACGCCAGCCAUCCGGGAUCAUGGGCCGCUCGAAGAAGGACAACUGUUGCCUGUGCUGGUGCUGUUGUUGUAGUUGCUCGAAUAAAUGUUUGGCGGCGGUCCGCGGAAACACGGCGGGCGCAGGGGGCACGGGCGAGCAGACGAAGAAGAAGGGCAACGUCGUCGAGCACGAGGACGACGUGGACGAGCUGUGCGACACCGGGUACGGCCUGGACGGGCUGGACGGCCUGGACGGGCUGGACGGGAACGCGGAGUGCAGCCUGGAGGAGAUCAGGUCGUGGGCCUCGUCCUUCGACAAGCUGAUGAGGCACCCCAUUGGCCGCAAGUUCUUCAGGGUCCUGCUGAGCGAGUACAGCGAGGAGAACAUCGCGUUCUGGCUGGCCUGCGAGCAGCUGAAACGCGAGAGCAAUUCCGAGAAUAUCGAGGAGAACGCGCGCUACAUCUACGACCGUUACAUAUCCACAGUCUCGGAGAGAGAGGUGAGCCUGGACUCGCAAGUGCGCGAAAUAGUGAACCGUAACAUGGUGCAGCCGACGCCGCACACGUUCGACGAGGCCCAGUUGCAGAUCUACACCCUGAUGCACCGGGACUCGUAUCCCCGUUUCGUGAACAGCGAGAUCUAUCGGCGGUUGGAGAGACUAGGCUGCGGGACGACGGGGUCGAGCAACCAGGAGCACGCGACGGCCAAGUCGAAGGGGAAGAAGGGCACCACGUAAUCGCUCGUGGACGAUAAACGAUGGGGUGGCAGCGGACCAACAGCCUCCGUCUCUGAGCGGGUGCCCCGGGGCGACAUCGGGGACGCCGCGACGCUGUCAACGCUGGCCGAUGACGACGAAGGCCGGAGGACAUCGGCGCCAACAAACAUGGAGAACCCGGCACCGAGGUGUCGGGUGUCGCACCUCGAAUCUCUGCCCUCGUAUAAAAGCGAACAAAGAAAGGAGGAAAACGGAGGAAACAAUCGGAGAUCUCGAUCGCGGGGAUCUCGGAGGGAUCUUCUCCCUUGGUCGAAGAACACGAGCCGGAGGGAAGUUUCUCGAAGCGGAACUCGCGACUCGCUCUUCCACGCGACGCCACAUCGGGGCCAACGUGCACGAACUUGACGAUGGACUGAAAUAAACGAAUCGGGAGACUGGACGAGACGCGGAGGAACGCGAGCGAGGUGUAAGAGACGAAGAAACAAAGGAAGAACGGGAAAGAGGAACAUGGAGGCGAGGAGAAGCGAAACCGGAAGUGGAGAGAAAGAGAAGCACGCAGGAUCGCGUAGGUCGCGUUGAUUCAUUGACUCUUCCUUCCAGGACACUACGGUACACGCUCGUUCACGCGUGACACACACGAGUAUAGAUCGAGGAAUCGAAACGUACACAUACACACACAAACAUGCGCGCGCGCGCGGGUCGGUCGGGGAUGACGUUCAUCUUUCAAGGAAGUUCCUAGGUUCCAUCGUCUUUCGCGACUGAUCGUCGCCGAUGAUCUCUCUCUUUCUCCCACAGACACACGUACGACCCCCAACAACCCUGCUCGAUAACGAAUCAAUCGUGUCUUCUCUGUCUGUCCGCGAGCUUUUUCUUUUGUACCUUGUUUCUCCUUGUCCCGUCGCUUCAACCCCUUCUCUCUUUCUCGCUCUGUCAAUCGAACCCCUUUCAUCGUAAGCAUUAGGGAAGAUCUCGAGCGCGAGAUCCGUAGGGAGUCGCUGCUGCGGGACCGUUUGAAACUCGGGACACGGGAUGACUGUUCUCCCGUUUGCUUUACAAAAUCGUCUACCAUUUCGAAUUGACUUUUCCGUAUCGCGUUACACGCUUUUAUUUCCGUUCCAUUUCGUUUCUACGCGACAGAGAUCGCGCAAAGCAGACCGUGACCCGAGUUCUCGCAGCAUAGGGGGCGCUGCACGUUUCGAGAAACGCGGGUGUGUAAGAAACGUCGCCACACAAGCAAUAUCCAUCGCUGGAAACGUCUUUAUAAUCGAACCGAUCGCCGAACGCUCCGAAUCUCGAGGAAAUAUCGAAGUACCGUUGCCCAGUGACGUAUCAAGACGAGUGUCACCGCGACGAGGACCCCCUGUGAAAGAAAACGCUCUUUUCGACGACGAUAUUGCGUUUGCGAUGAAAAGAGUCACGUUUCACCCGGUGUUAUCUGUAAAGUGACGGACGAACCUGGAAAUCGAAGCGACGACGCCACGUUCGUCGCGUCACGAUCGCGAUUUCUGCAACGGGACCACGAAGAUUGAAGUAAUUUAUUAGCGAACAAAUUGUAAAAAGGAGAGCCUCGUCCGCGGGACACUCGUUCGCGAAAGGUCGUCGAGAUGGAGACCGAUUAAGGAUGAAAAGCAAGUCGUUCGACUUUAGAAUGCCAGGUCAGAGAAUAGCGACGAGCGUUAGCGUACUUCGAUUGCGGGGGCGUUGUAAAGUACUUCAUUACCAUCGCAAUAGCGCCGUAGAAACGUAAGCAGGUUCACGAAUAGGCUUGUGAAAUCGAUGUACUCGACCUUGAAUCGCCAAUGCGACCCACCCUCGACACUAUUUUUCGAAUAUUAUUCCUCGUUUCAUCGAAGUUUCUUUAAAUACGCAUUCGCGAUUCAGGAUCGACCCAGACGGCACCGUGCCUCGACAAUCCAAUUAAUAACGGAGACCCGAUUAAUUCCACCCCUUGCGCUCCGACUAAUUCCCUUCAAACUUUCUCUGCUUCGUAUACGAACCCGUGGAACAUAUUCCGACAUGAACAGAGAGAUCCGUGAAAUCGUGGAUGAUCGCGCGCAAGAAAGGGAUCACGGGACGCACGGACGUUAUGCUCAAAACGUAGCCAAAGAUGAACCAAACCGAUCGCCAUUUUACAACCGAUCGAGUCGCACCAAGCACGAGCGGAAUAUUUCUUCUACACCCUCUGUUCGGGCGAUAGGGACGAAGAGGAGGAAGAGAGUAGACGAGAAAGUAGCCCUCGACGAUCUUCCCCAUCGACGCCUGCCACGCAGCGAAACCGGGCGCCAUUUUACUUCCAUUUCGCGUGGAUCGUCCGCCAAGAUGGCCGCCAUCCCGUCGGACGAAGCAACUAGUCGUCCUCAAAACAGCGUACACCGAGUUACUGCCAGCGAGACACGCCAUGGGUCGAAUUAGCCUCGAUUGCCUCGAUGACCAAGAAGAGAAGAGAAGAAGAAAAAGGAAGAGAAGAGUCGAAGAAAGAGAAAACGAUGUACGAUCUAGUCAGCAUCGCUCGAAGACGAUGGGCGUCGAUGAAAGUGAAAGGCCUAAGCGGGGAAUAUCUUCAACUCGGCACGCGAGUUACGAACCACCAUUUGGAAUACCGUUCGCCAUUUUGUCGAUGCCGCGGCAGCGCCUAGAUGUCGCGUCACGCGCGGUCCCUUCGAAUUUCGUUCUCGCCAACGUCUUUUAUUUUUCCUCUCUACCCUCGGAGACGCGACGAAUAUUUAUUCUUCUUUGCAAAAAUGCCGAACAAUCGUCGGGGCAACCGAACGUGUCGCGACAUCUACGCUCCUCGCGCGGGAAAUUUGAACUCGUGUAGAAGGGAGACUGUUCGACGGUGUAAACGUUGCAAAAUUUCUCUUUCUUUUCGUAUUCUACAGCGGAAAAUUCGUUACGGGAAGGUACUUAAUCGACAGUUAAGUCGCUUUACACGGUCGAACGUUCGACACGUUGAUCUCAUCUCGACGGAUCUCAAAAAGCAGCGCGCUCGGUACGGAACGAGAACGAGGAACGAGUGGAACUGCGGAGCGGAAACGAACCGAAUUUUUGCGUGCCUCGCACGAGACACGCGCUCGAACACACACGCACACGACAGACACGUGACCAGGGUUCCACUUAUCUCGUGAACUGCACAAUUUUACCCAUCCACGAGCAAAUAAAACCGAUGGACACCUGAACUGGAGUCACGUUCCUCUGUGUUCGCACUGUUUCAUCCCUGACCUUGCAAAUAAUGAGAAUAAAAAAAAAAAAAACAUACGAAAGAACCACGAGACGAGAAACGAAAUAUCAAAAAGGCAAAAAAAAACAAAAAAAGAAAAAAGAAAAAAAGGGAAAAAAGCGAAAAACGAUUAAAAAUCUGAGUCUACACUUCUUUAUAUCGAGACUUUUAUUUGAUACUACCAUUUUCUUCGUUCCACGAGUUUUUUACGAUCUUUUCGUCCCCGCGAUAUAGGGUUGAAAUAUACGUCCCUGGCCACGUGGCUGAGCCGAAGAAAAACCUAAUCGCUAGGAAAUCGAUCAGCGACGCUUAGGGAGGUAAAGACGCGCGAAAUCGUCGCGAGCUGA